This is a messenger RNA of Podarcis raffonei (Aeolian wall lizard), 2790 nucleotides long. It is a transcript of the gene GRHL3, whose product is annotated as grainyhead like transcription factor 3. Gene Ontology annotation, biological process: regulation of transcription by RNA polymerase II. NCBI's taxonomy places the organism in Eukaryota, Metazoa, Chordata, Lepidosauria, Squamata, Lacertidae. The coding region runs from base 160 to 1968 and encodes 602 amino acids. The transcript is spliced from 16 exons. Gene Ontology annotation, cellular component: nucleus. Gene Ontology annotation, molecular function: RNA polymerase II cis-regulatory region sequence-specific DNA binding; DNA-binding transcription activator activity, RNA polymerase II-specific. The record is from RefSeq and is a predicted model, not a curated record.
AGAAUGCCUGCACCACACAUAAACCUCUAACUUGAAUCCAACUCUUCACUUUCCAGGUGAUGUCUCUGUUUAGAAGACGGUAUUAGUAGAGGUUAAAAGAGGUGGGAAAAUAUCUGAAGAUCUUACUGUUGGCGAGGGAGUGGAAAACGUUGGGGGAACAUGUCUAAUGAGAUCGAUUUUAGGUCUGUGCGCUUUCUGAAGAAUGACGGGAUGGGCUUCCAGAAAUACCCCUACGCGAAUGAAGACGAGGCUUGGAAGAGCUACCUGGAGAACCCUCUGACAGCAGCCACCAAGGCUAUGAUGAGGGUUAAUGGAGAUGACGACAGCGUGGCUGCCCUGAGUCUCCUCUAUGACUAUUACAUGGUUCCAAAGGAGAAGAGGAUCCUUCCUUCUGGGACAACGGGGCGCAACGAACUUGGGAAGAGGCACUGCCACGGGAUGGAGUACGAACCCGAGAUUUCUUCCUUUGAAAACUCCACUCACAUCAUGAAGCUCCUGGCCGAAAAUGUUUCCAUGAACCAAGAGUAUCUCGAUGUGCCCAAGAAGAAUGGCUUAGGGAUGGAGGGCAUCCCCUCUCCUCACAAGCCGCCUGCCUUGCCCCCGGGCACCAGCAAGCUGGAAGCCAGUCCCGAGAACUAUAUGCUAACCUCGGGGGAUGUGUAUGACAACAGCUCGCUCAAUUCCCUCUUUGACGCGAUUCACGUGGCUCCGCCGCAACAGAGGUGGCAACCGGACAGCACAUUCAAAGAAGACCCUCAGGAGUCAUUGAUCUUCAAUGAUAUCCUGAAGUCCCAGACAGAUGCACCGUGUUCAGAGAGUUAUUCCGCCAAUGAUGCCAAGAGUGACUUUGAAUAUAUGUUGGGAUCCCCUAAAGCUAUUCACAUCAAAUCGGGUGACUCACCCAUGGCCUACCUCAACAAAGGACAGUUCUACCCAGUCACGCUUCGGACAGCUGCAGAAGCGAAAUGUUUACACCUGUCCUCUAAUAAAGUGAAGAGUGUUGUGAUGGUGGUUUUUGACAAUGAAAAAAUUCCAGUGGAGCAGCUCAAGUUCUGGAAGCACUGGCAUUCACGUCAACCUACAGCUAAACAGAGAGUCAUCGAUGUUGCUGACUGUAAAGAGAAUUUCAAUACUGUGCAGCAUAUUGAGGAGGUGGCUUACAACGCCUUGUCCUUCGUCUGGAACAUUGCUGAAGAAGCAAAGGUGUUUAUCGGCGUCAACUGCUUGAGCACAGAUUUCUCCUCCCAGAAAGGCGUCAAGGGAGUCCCUCUGAACCUCCAGAUAGACACUUAUGACUACAGUACUGGGACGAACCGGCUUAUUCACCGAGCUGUCUGCCAGAUCAAAAUAUUCUGUGAUAAGGGAGCAGAGAGGAAAAUGCGAGACGAUGAACGCAAGCAGUUCAGGAGGAAGGGAAAAUGCCUGGACGCCAAUAACAAUGGUCUGAAAAGCUGUUUGGUUUCGGGCUUCCGAGGCAAUGAAAUAACGUAUCUCAAGCCACAGGCUGACUUGGAAACCCAGCCCGUCCUGUUUAUUCCAAACGUCCACUUUUCAAACCUCCAGAGAUGUGGAACGGCAUUACCCACCGCUGGUGUUCCACAUGACUCUAGCAGGUUGCCUUUAAAGAGGAGCUGCCCUUCAUUUCCUGAUGAAUUUGACCCUUUAGCUUCAAAGCAAGCCAAAGAGGAAGACCCUCAACGAGUCUUGCUCUAUGUACGAAGAGAAUCGGAGGAGGUUUUCGAUGCUCUCAUGCUGAAGACGCCAGACCUCAAAGGCCUGAGGAAUGCUAUUUCAGAAAAAUACGGUCUGCCUGAAGAGAGCAUCUAUAAAGUCUAUAAAAAAUGCAAGCGAGGAAUCCUGGUGAAUAUGGACAACAACAUAAUUCAACACUACAGCAACCACAUGGCUUUUUUACUUGACGUAGUUGAAGCAGAGGACAAGUUCCAGGUGACCCUCAAGGAGCUCUAAGGACUCAAAAAGGCUACACUUCUGCUGGGAGGCCACUUGUGAAACUGAGCUCGAUCCACUAGCAAACCACCCCAUAGUCAAACCAUCAGCUCAAAGCAUUUAACUUGAACACCCUCCCUUUUGGAGGGAGGGAGCAAGAGAGAGACAGAACCAAGGCUCCACAUGUGAAGAUUGCUUUGAAGAUCCAUUCUCAGUGUGAAUGUGGAACUGUCCAUUGAGGAGUUGCUGUUGCUGUUGUUUUAUACUUUAUUUUUAUUAUGAUCCUCUGCCAGGCAAUCAAUACUGAGCUUUUUUACUUUUCCGCACUUAGGGAAGAACCAACUUCUUUCAGGCAGGGGAACGACCCAUUGCCUGUCUUGGCUCUCUGAACUGCCAAACUAGCAAACAAGAGACUGUCACAAUUGCAUAUGGAUAUUACCAAAUAUGCCUACACACAAGCACACACAUAACCUUACAUUUUCUCACUGCCUUACUACUUGCCCUUAUGACCCUGGAUGUAAAUACCUGCAAGAGAAGUACCUGGCCAGAGUGACCUUUUUAUACAUUUCUGAUUCCAUUUGUUAUUUUAUAAAUAUAUAUAUAAUAAUUAUAAUAAUAAUAUCUCUCUCUCUCUUUCUGUGUGUAUAUGUAUAAAUAGUAUCUUGUUUUAUACUGAACUUGACAAUGGAGGAAGGUAGAGCAUUUCAAAACCAGGCUGCUUCAUAAUUCCCCAGGGUUGUUGUCUUUGUUUGUUUUGUUUUUUCUGUUCAUUUUUGUAAAAAAAAAGUAAAAAAAAAGUGUAUGUUAUUAUUAUGGUAAUAAAGAUUCAAAGACUGAAAGCAA